AUGGCUGUUGAACAAAUAAAGAAAGUGAUCAUAUCAUUUUGUUUGCUUUUAUCAGUGAGCUUGGUUAUGAGUCAGCAAUGUUUUCCUGUAGAAUGCAAGCUAGAUAACCAGCAUUUUUCAAGCGACACCUGUGCAUUUUGGGACGAUGAUGCCAAGACCUAUUAUUUGCAAGGAUGCAGCUCUUCUUCAUCUUGCUCAGGAUUUAGCAUCAGCAAAGGCAUUAAUUUUACUUGUACCGCAAACCCUACCACUAGUGUGUUGAAAUGGCCAGGAGAAAAGUGCACGAUAACAGAUUCCACAAGUAAUUGCAAUACUCAAUAUGCUACUGGCGGGUGUGUAAGCGGAGUAUGCCAAGGCCAAAAAGAGGGAGGAACUUGCUCAGUAAACGAUGACUGCAACCCAGGACUAUAUUGCGACACAGCUCUAAGGUGCGUCUCACAGGUAGGGAUUGGAGGUGAAUGCCAAAAUGAUUAUCAAUGUGUAAACUCAGCAGGAUGCAAUAAAACCUCUACAGAAACAUAUGGAACCUGUGUAGCCUAUUUUAACAUCUCUUCUCAUGAUCCUAUAGCUGAGUGCCCAGUAGGUGAAUACACUAACUAUUUAUGCUCAUCGUCUCUCUGUGAUACUACAAAUAAUGGAGAGAAUUAUUGCUUGAGCUCAAUAACUUCGAAAUUUGGGAGUCUUCUUCCAGUCAUUUGUCAAGAAUCCUCAGAAUGUGUCUCAAGCACUGAUUCAAAAGACGGCGCAUAUUUGACAGGACAAUGCAUUUGCGGCUAUAACAAAUUAGGAUACGGAUUUUGCAAUCAAUACCCAGGAGACCCAGACUACGCUCAUUUACUCUUAAUGUGGAAGAAAUGGCUGUGGUCAUCAGCUGCGAAUAACUGCAACACAAAUAGAAGAAGAUCAGCUGUUUGCAUGGCAGAUUGGUGGGAUACGACUGACUACACAAUGCUGCAGUAUUUCAAUUUGAAAGUAACUAAUUGGCCUUAUAUUCAGAUGAAUGAUAACUGCACUCAAAGUGUUCUGAUGGCUCAAUAUUAUCAAGCACAACAAGCGUAUAAUGCACUUCGUAACACAACAGAUCCUGACGAGCAUGGCGAUAGCUCAAGUUUGAUCUUAAUAGGAUCAGCGUUCAUGCUAUUAACAUAUGCUUAA
Blepharisma stoltei is the source of this 1155-nucleotide messenger RNA. The record is from the annotation of a GenBank genome assembly. Lineage: Eukaryota; Ciliophora; Heterotrichea; Heterotrichida; Blepharismidae.